AGAGGGGGAGGAGCGUCGUGUCUUGACCUGCGCAGUAGAGACUUUCUCUUCCUCCCUCCCCCCGCCCUCCGCGGGCACGCAGGCCCUCACGCACUCCCUCAGGCCGCCGCCAUCGCAGGCUCCUCAGCGAGCGCCUCAGGUUUCCUGCUCGGUGACGGAGGGCCAUGAGCGGCAGCGGCGGCUCCUGACGGCGGCGCCGCUGAGCCCGCCUCGCUCGCUCCUCCUCCUCCUCCUCCCUUCGCGCCGAGGAUGCUGAAGAUGAAGCUGCCGGUGAAGCAGCAGCAGCAGCAGCAGCAACGGCAGACGAUGAGCCACCAGGAGGCGGACGACGGCGGCGGCGAGGGAGCGGCGGUUGGCGGCCUGGCCUGCCACCCGCGCCGAAGCGGCUCCUCAGGGGCGGCGGCUUCCCCUGGCCCCGGAGGCGGCCCGCCUCUGCGGUGCCUCUGCGGCUGCUCGGCCGGCGGCGCCCGCGAGGCGGUCUACGAGUGGUUCGGCCUGGCGCUGGGCUCCUCUCAGCGGCUGGAGUUCGCCGUGGGGCUGCUGGACCUGCUCAACCCGCUCGAGCUGCGCUUCCUGGGCUCUUGCCUGGAGGAGCUGGCCCGAAAGGACUACCACUGCCUGAGGGACUCCGAGGCCAAGGCCAACGGAGGAGACGCCGCCCCGGCGGCCACCGGCAACCCCGCCGCCCAGGCGCAACAGCCGCCGCAACCCCUCACGCCGACGCCGCCUUCCCCCCCGGGCGCCGCUGCAGCCGCUGCCGCUUCCCCGCCUCCGGCCGCGCCUGCCCCGCCGCCGGGGGGCAGCGACUUCCGCGACCCGGCCGUGCGCUCCAAGCUCAUCGUGUACUUGGCGCUGCUGGGCUCCGAGAACCGAGAGGCGGCCAGCCGGCUACACCGGCUGCUGCCUCGCGUGGACGCCAUCCUGCAGAGCUGCCGGCCCGGCGGCGGCGGCGAGGAAGAGGAGGAAGCGGCGGCGGCGGGGAGAGGCGAGGAAAAGGCGUCGUCGGAAGAGGGCCUGGGUCCGGUGGCCCAGGAGGAGCUGCUGCUGCUCUUCACCAUGGCAUCCCUGCACCCCGCUUUCUCCUUCCACCAGAGGGUCACCCUCCGGGAGCACCUGGAGCGGCUGCGGAGGGCCCUUUGCCGCGACGGCGCGGAGGACGCGGGCGGGCUCACCUGCCGCGGGGGUCGGGUAAGGGCGCCGCUUUGAACGCGCGGAGCGAAAAAGAGAGAGGGAGAAACACACGUCUCUCGCAUAGCCCGCCCCCGCCUUUUGCUAAUCACCCCUCCCACGCGUCAUGAAUGGAGUCUUCCCGAGCCUCCGCCACCCCCCACCCCCCGGUGCUCUCGCCUGCUGCACAGGCGCCCGGAAGAACUUCUCCUUGUGACAUAACAGUGUCUAGAGUUAGAGGAUGAGCUGUUAGAGGCCCUCCGCGCUCCAUCCCUUCCUCAAAGUGGCCCUUUAGUGGCGGAGGAGGAAUCUGGUGGGCGGGGGGAGAGCUCAGUCCUUGGGGGUGAGCUGCAGUGUAUGUGUCUGCUGCAAUAGGUCCUCUUGUCCUCAGCAGGAUGAGCUGACCCAGUUUAUCCCUCUGCUCCUGGAAGUAAGGGAGUUUCCCAUUGCCUCACCGCUGCUUUUCCACAAAAUAUUUUGGUACAAGCUGCCGCGGAUGUGCGUUGCACAGAAAGGCAGGAUAUGGGGGGGGAUUAGUUUAAAUAAACGUUGCUGGUUAUGUGACCGUGCAACUGGUAACGGCUGUGGUUUAGAUAGACCUGGUGGCACAGAAUUAGAAGAGCAUGAAAAUCGGAAGUUGAGGCAUAUUUGCAGGAGGCUUGAGGUACUAACUCCCAUUUAGAACUUCAUUUUCUAUUUCUAAAGCAAGCCUGCUAUUUGCAUGAGGGCAUAGAAAGGCCACAACGAUGGUGCCUUUUUUUAGUUUGCAUCAACAUACAAGCAAAAGGAUUUGCAGGUGUAACUUAAAAGCCCUUGCGCAGUUGAAAUGGGAUUUCCUGUUGCCAGUGGUGAAAGAGCCAAAAUGCCUCAGCAAAUGAUGAUGGCAAUAUAUUUUCCCACAUUUGUUCUGAGCAUAUGAUACAGUGCUACAUCUAGGUCUGGGCCUCAGGGCCAAAGUCAAGGACACCACACUAAGAGGAAGGAGGCAAAAAAAAAAACCAUGCAGAGAGUGGCUUGGGAUGAAGUUUAAUGGUAAACAAGGCUGCUGUCAGUACCUGGACUGGUGUUGGGCAUGCUGGGUCUCACCAAGUUUGAUGCUAGUUGCCAUAGAAACAAUAUCCACACACACACUGGGGUGAUUACACAUACAUGGUUACAGAUGUGCAUUUAUUUUAUAUAUAAAUUAUCCUUUUCUAUUCCCAAGUAUGUUUAGCAUCAGGGCAGCAAAAGCGAACACCAUUUCUUUCCUCUUAAUUGUGUUACAGUUUAAGCAAGUUUCAGAUGUGAAACUGCAUCUGCUCGGGGUAUAUUUUUGCUAUUGUUGUUUUCUGUUAUACAUUAUGAAUGUCAAAAUAGUUAUAAUCCAUGGAAUAAGUGAGGAGGAGGAAGAUAAAUGUUAAGUGUGUUCUUCACAACUGAAGUGUGUGGCCCUGUAAAACUAUUAGUUCACUAUGCAGUUUCUGAACAUAGGACCCUACAUUUUAGUAUUUUGAGAGAAAAUAAAAUAUUUGUCUUCACUCCAUGCAUUUUUAAAUUUUUUAAAAAUAAUUAUUUCAUUGAUAUAGCAUCAUCUGUCUGUUUUCCAAAGAACAGAUGUGACAGGUUCCUAGCCCAGGGGCUUACAGGCACAUAGAAGGGGAGGGAAAUUGAGGCAGGUUAGACAGAGGAAGAAUAUGGUUCCAUUACACGUACUUUGGCUUAUAUACACAGAAGUACAUGGUGCUGUUGAUUUUGGAAUUGAACAUCUUGAGUAGCUCUAGGUUGGGGAAGGUUGCAAUGGUGGAUGAGGGGAGUGACAAUUCCAGAGAAAACAGAGGGGAAGUGGAAUUGGGGAGGUACCCUCAUGUUUGAAAUGGACUUCUCAGGCAGAACCAGAGGUUAAAUUGUGGGGUUCCUCAAGGUUCAGUUUUAUCUCCCAUACUGUUCAACAUCUACAUGAAACUGCGGAGUUGGGUUGGGUCAUCCAGAGUUUUGGAGUGCAUUAUCAGCAGUCUACUGAUGACACACAGCUCUACUGCACCUUUACAUCUUCUUUAUAGUGGAUAUGAUGGACUGGUGUCUUGCCUCAGUAAUGGACUGGAUGAGAGCCAUUACUGAAUCUUAAUCCAGAUAAGACUGAGGCACUGUUAGUGGUUCCCUAGACCAGAUGGAUGGGAGGUUGCCUGCUUUUCAUUGGGUUACAGUCCCACCAAAGGAGCGAGUACACAGGAUCUGUUAGGCUUAAGUAGUCUCAGUCCCGUGGAGUUCCUUCCAUCAGCUUUGACUGGUGGCCCAGCUGUGUCCCUGUCUGGACAGGGAUAGCCUCACUUCUGUUGUCUAUGCUCUAGUAACCUCUAGAUUAGAUUAAUGCAAUGCAUUGUAUGUGGGGCUGCCUCUGUAGGCGGUUUGGAAACUUCAUCUGUUGCAGAAUUAAGUGGCCAAUUUGCUCACCAGAGUAAGACUGAGCAUACAAUUCCAAUCCUGACCCAGCUGCACUGGCCGCCAGUUAGUUUCUGAGCCCAAUUCAGAGUGCUGGUUUUGACCUAUAAAGCCUUAAAUGGCGCAGGACCGCAAUAUCUCAAGGACUACCUCUCAUAUGAACCAACCUAGACUCUGCAAUCAUCAUCUUGAGAGGUCCGGAGGGUAGCAACAUUUCUGCGUUGGCUUCCUGCUUGUGGAAUGCUUUCACCAGGUAGACUCACCUAGCACCUUCGUUACAUAUUUUUAGGAGCCAAGCAAAUAUAUUCCUCUUCUCCCAGGCCUUUGGCUAAUUAAACAAUCUAUGGCCUUUUAAACUUGGUGAGAGGUGGACUCUUGCUUUGCUUUGUUAUGUCAGUUGGUGAAUGUGGUUUGGAGAAAUAGCCUAAAAGGCCCAAUUGGACCCCUAGCUAGAGGUUUCUCGCUCCAACUAUAGGACUUGGUUUAAAAUUUUGAAAUGACUGCUCCAAUUUAAAAUAACUUAUUUGAUAAUGCUACAUACAUUUAGAAAAGGAACAGAUUUUUAAUUAGAGACCCUAAGUUGCAUAUAUAAUGCAUUUUGCAUUAUUUUUCACAUGCAUGUUGUUUCCUGUUGUCUUUCUACUGUCAUACUUUUAUAUCACUAAAUGUAAUCAGGUUUAUAUUUAAUAUUUUUAUUUCUUUUCCUCAAUUUAGAACUUUUCUCAUAACUGCAUGGCAAGGAAUGAGAGCGGUUUACUUGAACAAAGGGCAGCACUUCAUGAUAAACAUAUGGUAGCCUCCCACAGACCACAACAAGAAGGUAUGUAGAUCAAAAUCUCAUAUUUUGAGUAGCUAACAGAUUAGCAAAGUUUUAUCCCCAUUUUAUGUCUUUUGCUCUCAGUUAGUGGUGAAGUGGAAAUGUUUCCACUGUUACGUUGUUCGAUUAAAAGCAUCCCAUUUUUGGAAAUAUGUAGCUUUUGUAAUAUCAAUUGGUAUAAUAAAAAAUGAAUCAAAGUCAAAUUGGGCAAUUGUAAUAGAGUAUCAAUCAAAUGUAAAAACCAAGUUACAAUUAACUUUCAAAAGGCUAUUCCUUAGAAACAAAUUUACGUGCACAGCUCCUCAGGUAUGCUCAAAUGCGUGUAUUUUCCGUGUCUUCCAUUUUUUCUUAAAUUGCUACUAUGGGCAAUGUGUGUUAAUAAGUUGCCAUGUAUUUGAAUAUUUAUAAACCAAUAACAUAAUUUCCACCUAAAGCUUUGAAUUUGUUUGAUUAUAACAUUUAAGGUACACUGAGUAUGCCUCCAUUGAUUCAUUUUUUUCCGAUAAUACUUUACUUUGACUGCUUUUGUAUAUUUGCUUAUGUUAUAUAAAUCAAACAGAUAUGCUACAUCACGUCUCUGGCAGUGGAAAAUAAAAAGAAUCAUUUCCCGCCCGCCCCCCAGCUUUCAUUGGUAAUUCGAGUUGAUGAAAUUCACAAACUAGGAAUAUCCAUUUUUGCUAUUGCAAAGCUUUUUAAUAGGAGCUAAUUAAGAUAGUUCUUAAGUACAGCUAAUGGAUUAGAAAUUUCUGGGAACUAACAGAGGAGGGACAGAACCCUUCGGCGGCAUCCCACUACAUUUCUGUACAGGGUGUAGAAAAGAGGGCUUUCCUCCUGGUAGUCCAGUUUAUGUAUGUGCUGCAUGCAGAGGAUGGAAAAAGAACUCAGGCCCUUUUCUACUGGCCUUAAGUCUUGCCUGUAUGUAAUUCCUUGUUUCCUGUUGCUGCUAGACUAGUGUUUAAACACAAAGUGGGAUAAGUGUGCACAUAUUUAAAAAAUAAAUAAAUGUAGUUGUGUUUGCAUCUGUUUAAGUUAAAAGGAACUGUGGUUCAAAAAUUAAUGAAGUCUGACUUUUUCUUGUCUUGGGACUAAGCCUGUGGUGUUCCUUAAGUAGGAGGAUUGUAAUGCUACAAAUAACUUAAAACACUAUUUAAAAGAGGAAUGGCUGGAUUUGGUUUUAAAGGUUCAUUGCCCCUUUUGCAGUGCAGUCCAGCCAGGUAUAUUGCAAUUUUACUUUUUUAAGUUGUAUUUAUGUUUCAAACUGUGUUUUAUGUUUUACACUGCUUAGAGGUAUUAAAAUAUUAGGUGGUUUAUAGCUGUUUAUAAAUAAAUAAAUAGUGUUCCCACGUUGUGGUAACUACCUUGCUUCUGUUCUGUCCUCUCUUCUCCUUGCUGUUCUUCAUUUCAUAAUGAGUAAGGGGAAUUGAGAGCUGUUACAUUUGAUAAAAGAUGUCCCAGUCAAUAUCUUCAUUGUGUAGGAGGACAGACGUAGUUGUCUAAAAUUGUGGAAUUGUUCUUUUUACACUAAUUCUCCAGAAAUACCUGGAACUUCUUCAAGGUUAUUGAGAGAUAACUCAUGAUUUAAUUAAUUCUAGCUUGCUGGUUUCUUGGGUUGCUGAGCUGUAGUACAGUUUGAAGUCAAACAGUGAAUUAGUGCAAAUAGGCCUUUAACAAUUCAUUUUGGCAGGUAUUGCUGUGUAGCCUAUGCAGGUAUAGUUGGAUCAGCAUACACUGGGCAACAGAGGACUAGCCCCCAUGGCAUAGUGGUACUGAUGGGUAGUAAAUUGAAGACUUUGAAAAACCAUAUAGUUAGAAGGAAGCAGUGAUGUGCUGUUUCCAAAUAUCUAAUUCCAGGUCCAGCCUUCUAGUGUUUUAGCAACAUAGGCAAGUACCUAAUACAGAGAGGUUAAAUCAUGAAAAGUACUUGUGUACUGUUGAACAUUUUUACAUUUCCAGUUCGUGUUUUUCAGCUGUUCAUAUUGAAAAGAUAAUGCUGAAAGGAGUACCAAGGAAAAGAGCUGACAAACAUCUGGAGUAUACUUUCAAAGUAAGUGAUCAAUCUGUGGGCUACAAAUACUUGCAUUGAUUGCAGUUCAGAGUUAAAAUAACGAGAUUUUGCUAUUGUAUUUCAUUACAAUGUUUGUGCACUGCCUUAAGAAGCUUGAUUGAAGGGUGGUCUAAAAAUAUAAGAAUACAUUAGAAAAGGGUUAAAAUGUCAGAUGAAUGUUCUUGCUUAAUCGAGCAACACUUACCUAUUCACUGAUUCACACAGUUUUUUAUGGCAGUUUGUUGUAUGAGUAUUGUAAUUCGUUAUGAAAACACUGUUGCCUUGUUAUAUUAAAACAGAAAUGGUUACCGUCAAAUUGAAUGUGUAGUUUGAAAUGGGCUAAUUGGGGCACCGUAAUAUAUUUUAGUAUAUGUGAAGUUGAUAUUUCCCAACUAAAAUGCUAAUUUGGAUAAAAAGAUUUAUCUCUCCUCUAUUAAUUUGGAGGAUAGAGAAAUCAUGAAUCAAGUACUAUAUAUAAAGAGUACUUGAUACAUGUUCAGUGAACUUACUGUAAUAUGUCAGGGCAAUGGUUUAGAGGUUGGAUAUUACACUAAAUGAAAUCAUGCUUGUAUCUGUCUUAUUAUCAUUAAUACCUUCUGUUUCUAAAAGUGGCUUCCCUAGCAGGCUGAUUGAACUUAGUCUGGAAGGCACCAGGAUGGGAAAGGCUACCUUGAUUACAUGGAACAUUGGUAUCAAAUCUGUCAUGGUACCCUGUAAAAGCAAUGUGUGGUUAUUUAUUACAUUUUCUUUUUCAUCAGGUAAUCUGGUCUGAUCAUUCUAUAUCCUGUGUAACAAAAACACAUCAAGAUUUACAGGAAUUUCUACUAAAAGUACGUAUUUGAAAGGGAUUGUAUUAUAUUCAAAGGUACAAAGCUAGCUUGAGAUUUAUGUAUUUGAUCUUCAAGGUGGAACUGAAAAGCUACUAUUUUACCAGUGACUUUAAAACACACACACACACGGUGAACAUGUUCAGAUGUUAUAUGCAAUUGGAGUUUGUGCUUAUUACAGAAUGUUGACAGUUUAAAUUGGUUAAAGAUAAAGGGACCCCUGACCGUUAGGUCCAGUCGCAGGAAGCAACAAUUUCAAGUUGUUAGCUGCAAGUAACUUAACAAGUAGGGACUGCUUGUUUCAGCAGUACCUACAUACAUACAUACAUAUCUAUAUCAAUACUGUCUAAUAUUAGAGUUAAUUUGGUGGGACCAUUUGAGGUCCUCUCUCUGUAAUCUCUACAUCUAAAGAGGCAGAUAUCAGAUUAGCUAAACUGCCACUUCCACGGCCGAGUGAGGAACAUUUCCAGGCAGGUUGCUCCCAUGUCCUAAACCUUUAGAGCUUUAGAGAGUUUGUCUCCAGGAGGACAUAUCUAUAUAACAGUGCUUUAGGAUUUGCAGGAAGGGAUUGUAGCAUUGGGAAUCGGCGGGCAUAGGAAUGUAAUAGAAGAGAGGAUCUCAGUAUUAGGCAUGCAGGGUGGAAGUGGAUCUUCCUAUGAUGCAGGGAUCACAAUCCUUGUGAGAGCUCUUUUUCAUGUCUGAACUAGGGACAGCAAGAUGGUGAUUGCUACAAAAUGUCUAUUGACUUACAAUCAUCACUGCAGUAUGGCUGACUUGUAUUAAGACACGAGCUCUGAUGUUCUCUUAAAAGAACCUGUCAUGUCUAUACUAUCAUUUGAAAUAAUGUCUUAAGUCAAGUGUAAUUUAAAAAUUAAUAUCUUGUUGAUGGUCAGUUUAUAGUUGGGGGAAGUAUAAUGGUGGCUGUUAAGAAGAAAAAAUAGCAAAAUGUUUUCCAGCAUCUUCAACAUGUUAAAGCUGUUUAUGGUUAUUCUAUUGUAAAAUACAUAGAAUUUUAGCCCAGACACUGAAAGGAGUUUAUUUGUCCUCAACUGCUUGGGAACUUCUAAAUACUAGAUACUGAAAGAUUUUACAAGUUGGCUUCCAAAUUAUUUAUCCCAUUUGCCAUGAAACCUGUGGAUACCAAAGUAAAAUUGACUACUGCAAAAUAGGCACAAUGUAAUAUCUUUUUUCAUGCCUGGAAGAAGUUGUAGUUCUAAUUAAAGAAGGGAUUAAGCCUUAAUUAACAUUAACCUGCUUUUAUUUCUAGUCUGAAGGGACUGGUUGUGUUUUAAAAAAACACCCCAAAAUUAAUGGUCUGUCUAUUAUUGGGAGGGGGAAGUUCAAAUGUAGUGCUAAGUAAACAUCCUAUCAGCACAAUAUUUCCUGCUUGCACAGUACCCCCCCUUGCUGUUCUAGUUUGGGGGUUCAGCUCUUCAGAGCAGAUUUGAGGAGGGUGUACGGCUGUGUAGAGAUUGGGGGGCACAUUGUAUAAGUAGGAAUCCUUGUGCUGAUGGGAUGCUUGCUUAGUGCUGCAUUGGAUAUAAGCCACUGCUGAUGGAGUGUAAAAGGAGCUGUUGCUGCCUUAUGAUGAUUUGCAUGACUACUUUGAUACAAAUUGCUGUUAUCUGCCAAUAAUUAACAUUAUCCCUCUCACCAGCUUCCAAAGGAACUUUCUUCUGAAGCAUUUGACAAUACUAUUUUAGGAGCAUUAAAUCAAGGGUUCCAGAAGCAAGAAGAAAGGCGACACCUAGACUUUGAACCCAUGAUAAGGUAAUCGUUUGAGGAAAUUAAUAUGGUGUUUACUAUAUUAAUUUGGAUGUGGUGCUCUCACCUUCCAUAUUAUGCAUGUGGUUAAUCUUUUUAAACUAGAGAUUCACAUAGGAAGACACCUGAUACCAAAUCAGAGCAUUGUUAUAUCUAGCUCAGUAUUGUUUACACUGACUGGCAGUGGCUCUUCAGGUUUUUAGACAAUCUUUUCCAAGCCAGGAAAUGGAGGAACGGAGGUGCUAGGAAUUGAAUCUGGGCCACUUUGCAUGCAAAACAUGUGCUGUAUCACUGAUCUUCACUCCUUUCCCUUAAUCUGCACCUAUGGAACUAUAGUUCUGCAACUUCAGAAUCCGAAAAACAAGGCAUUGCUGAGUCUGCAUAGCUGUAGUUAAACUGCAUAUUCAAACUGGUGUCCCCAGAAUCCUAAGAAUGCCGAGUUCGUUACUUUUGUAGAAGGAGGAAGGAAGGAGAGCAUAACUUCCAUUCCUCACUUGGAGAGAACAUUUGUGUUCCUGCAUCUUUGGAAUAUCCUCUGCAAAUAAUUUUGUUUCGCCUCUUCUGACUUUUUUGAGAGAGCGCUAAAAAUGUUUAUAUCCUGUUAGGCCUUUGACCUAUUCUAAAUACUGGUUUUUAGGGUUCUGAAUUGCAUUUUUUACUUCAUUGAUUGUAAUUUUAAGCUGCCCUGGGAGAUCUGGCUCUUAAAGGCAGAACAGAACAAUAAAUUUGUAGAGUGCCAAUAUGAAUGAAAUCCAGUGCUAUUAGUUCUUAUGUGCAUUGCUGACCAUAAGAGUACAGGACCUAUUCAAGUGUUGCAUCCAACACAUAAGAUAUGGACAUGAGAAUUACUAUGCAUUCUACUGAGCCACCACUCUUGUUUCUGACUUUUUAAGUAGUUCUUACCUACUUGCUUUAUCAUUUUACCCUGUUGGGCAGGAGAAGCAUGGUUAGUAACUGGGUAUGAGCCUUUCUUCCUAUCACAUAAGACCUUAGCAACGCAAACUGGCCAAGUUGCAUAGGUACAUCAUCUGUCUUGUACCAGACACCUGAAAUAAACUGUUAGAAAUGGGUAGAAUCGUAUUCUUAAAUUCGGUUUUUAAAUCACAAAUGUUAACAGAUAAAAGCAAGGGAGCAAUCAGAAUAAUAUAUGUCCUCUCAGCCCCUCAUUUUUCCCUGGGGGGGCUAGUUCACAUUCCAAUUCUGGGUAUUUGGUUUGGGUUUAAAUAAAAGCUAAGUUGAAUGAAUGAAAAAGUAAUAUAUAGGUUAAGUUAACCUUGAUUGGAUUGUCUACUUUCUAUUUAUUUUUAGGCAGCUGUUUUCAACAACAUCUCAAGCUUUUCUGCAGAAUCAAAGAGUAAACAGCUUCUUUCAAUCUCUGUCCUCGGAGUCUUUGCACGUGCACAGUAAGAAAUUUCUAAACACACUUCUGAUUGAUUUACAGAUUAAUACAAAGUGUUUGUAUCAGAUAAGCUUACACACUUAUAUUUAAGAUACACUUACAUUGACUUCAGUAGGAUUAAUAGAUGCAACUGAGACAGUGUGCAGUCUCAGACUGGUGUAUCAAGAUUUGAUAAUAGCCACUAAAUUUUGAAUGCUACAGUCUGUCCGCCCCCUGCCCCUUUUAACUUUUGAGGUCCAGACAUACACUCAGUAGAAAGCUAUAAACUCUCCUAAGCCUUUAAACAUUGUAAAACUGAUGUCAUCUGAUUCCAGGCUCCAGAAAUGCCAUCACGUACUUUAUCAACAUUGUCGACUGAUCCUAUCUAUUGCGUUCUUAGAAUUUCUUACUAGAGUUCUGGCUUUCAGAUAAUAACCCCUGGAAAACACUAUUUCCAAGUAUGCUGAAAAUUGUAUAACUUUUGUACAGUGGACUUCUCAUUUAAGGCAGCCAGCUGUAAGGGUUCAGAAGAACAAAAUAAUGCUAGCCUUUAAACAGGUUCAUUGUUGCAUUUUUAAUUUAAAAUCUUAAGUAGAUGUACUGCUGCUGGGUGAUAGAUUUACAAGAAUUUGGUAUUAUUAUUAUUAUUAUUAUUAUUAUUAUUAAGUAGCUUUUUUGCCAGUGCAACCCAAAGCGACUUAAAACAAAUAACACACAUUAUAACCAUCACAGAAAAAUCUAAAAGACAUUUUGUGUAUUUAAGGGGCAGAAUUAAAACAUCCAACUCAAUAAAGGAAGCUGCAGAUAGUUAAAAGCCAAAGGGUUGGUAGAAAAGAACUGUUUUUGCGUGGUACCUCACAAUAUGUAAUGAUGGCACCAGGCAAACUUCCCAGGGGAGCCACUCCUGAAAAGGCCAUUCUCAGGUUGCCAUCCUCUUGACCACUUGUGGAGGGAGCUCAUGGAGAAGGGCCUUUGUAUGUUAUUUAGCAUGCUCUUUCGAGUAUAGAUCCAUUUCUCCCCAAAAAAUGAAUGGAUGGUUGGCAUAAGCUAUCUAAUGAUAUACUGUAUCUUGAAAGCUGGCCAGUAAAAAAGAAGAUAUGAAAUUUAAUGAAGACUGAAAACAGAUGCCAUAAGCAGAGCCAUCCUGUCAGGUCCUUAGCAGUUUUAGAGAUUAGCAUAUUAAGAACAGAUAAUCAGCUAAAAUUAUCAAUUUACUGUUUUACAAUAAAAUUAACUUGCUGCAGUAUUGGCAGACAAGGACUUCUAAACCAAGAGGAGGAGAGUGUAUGUGUGAGAGGCUUUGAAUACAUAAUUUUAUCCCUCACACCAAACCAGUACAGGAGUUCUCUAAAUGUUCCUAAUGUUAGACUGGUUAAGCUGCCAUGGAGUCUUGAAGCAAAUUAAUGCAAGUAGCUGCAAGGUAUACUCCCCAUAACUGCAAAUUUUCUACAGCCCUUUGUAAAACUAGGUAGCUGUUAAAAUUAACCUUUUGAGUAAUACCUUUUGAAGUUGUUCAAUGAUGCUUACCUUCCAGAUAAUCUCCAAUCUUCUCUGAAGACAUCUAAGCUACCGGAACAUUUCAAGGAGGACAGCUCAGAAGCUUCAAGUCAGGAGGAAGGUAAGCAUGCAGUUCAAAAUGAACUUGCAGUUCAUUAUCCUGCCCCCACUUACUCCUACUAUAGUAGUAUUUUUGCUCUUGUGAAAAUGCAGAGGGCCAAGGAUGAAAUUUUAUUAUUUAUACCCCACCCAUUUGACUGGGUUGCCCCAGCCACUCUGGUUAAUUAAAAUGAACUUGAUCAAUAAUGUUUUUACUAUUCUUUCCUAUCCAGAAAUGAUACAGCACACAGUGAUUCACAAGAAACAUAAUGGGAAAUGUCCUAUUACGAAGUAGGUCCUUGUUAUUUUCUCACUUAAACUAAUCCAUUUGAUGCUUGGUUUUUUUGAGGGGAGAAAUAUCUGUCAUAUUAUUGUUAAGAAAUUGCUAGGGAACCUCUUGUGGCAAACUGUAAAUCUUAUGUUUAGUAUUAGGAAAACUUUGCUACGGUACAGUUUUCUUUCUACAUAUAAUUCAAGGAAACAGCAUCUGUGAAGACAAAGGCUAAAUCAUGUACCAUGGGAAGGGAGACAAACCAGUUAAGCCAACCCACCCACCCCCUUUUUUAUUAUUCACUGCUGCCACCAAGUGGAUAUCUUUAUUUUCCCUUACUGCCUUCCACAGAGAAAUCCUUUAGAGUUUUGGACUUUAAUUCAACCAGCCUACUCCCAACACUGGAUAGAGUGGCAAACCAUUUGGUUGUGGGGUGAAUAACAAGGUUUUAGAUGAAGUUUUUCAAAAACAAACUGUACUUUCCCUUAAGAUUUUUGUAAGCCAUGGACAAAAAACCAUAUAUUUACAGUUUGAGUAAGUAACAGAAAUAAAUGCAUCCAGCUUAUACCUGCUCUGGGUUGUUUUCCUAACUAAGCCAAUACUUUAAUAGUUUGAAUCCUUUGAUUCAGUUCUGGGCCGUAUUGUUCUCUUCUUCAUAUUCUUUUUUGCUGCAGUGCUCAACUUUCAACAGGUUAAUGAGCAACACACUUUUUAAAUAUUUACAAUAUUACAAUAAAUUAAUAUUUACAAUAAUUACAAUAAAAUAGUUUGUGCAUAUUAUUAUUAUAAAAAUGAGAAAUGUUUGUGUCAACAUGAAUAGUGUUGUGAAAGUAAUCAUAUUUACAGGGUUGUAAAUUACUCCAUACUUUCAAAUUCUAUAACAUAACCGGUUCCACUUUUCCAUAAAUAUGCUACCAUCCUGUCUUCCUUACCUUAUUUUGACGUCCAAAACUUUCAAUAACUGUUGAAAGUUGUUGACCCUUCCUUCUUUUCCUUGUUAUACCUAAUACACAUCCUUGCAGCUUUCAGAAGAUAAUAAUUUCUCUGGCUUCCUAGAAAUCCCCUCUAAUAAUUUGUAUUAAGGUUUUCAGUGGUGCAAUACAAUAUAAAAAGAAAAACAUAUAAAAUAAGACAACAAAUAGCAGGCAGAGGAUUAAGUAUCUCAGUUUUAAAAGGCUCAGACAUACCAGUGCUAAUAAUAAUAAUUUUUUAUUUAUACCCCGCCCUCCCCAGCCAAGGCCAGGCUCAGAGCAGCUUACAAGCAAUAAUAAAAACAAGUUGAAUGAUUACAACUUAAAAACAAAAUUAAAAUACAACAUUAAAAUAUUGAAACAUUAAAAUAUUAAAAUGUAGCCUCAUCGCAGGAGGAGAAGGAAAGAAAAAAAAAAGAGAGGGAGGGAAUCAAAUUGGCUCCAAGCCAAAAGCCAGGCGGAACAACUCUGUCUUAUAGGCCCUGCAGAAAGAAAUCAGAUCCCGCAGGGCCCUGGUCUCAGGAGGCAGAGCGUUCCACCAGGCCGGAGCCAGAGUUGAAAAGGCCCUGGCUCUGGUUGAAGCCAAUCUAACUUCCUUAGGGCCCGGGACCACUAGGGUGUUGCUAUUUAUGGACCUUGAGGCUCUCCGUGGGGCAUACCGGGAGAGGCGGUCCCAUAGGUACAAGGGUCCUAGGCCAUGAAGGGCUUUAAAGGUCAAAAGCAGCACCUUAAAUCUGACCCUGUACUCUACUGGGAGCCAGUGCAGUUUGAAAAGCACUGGGUGAAUAUGCUCCCAUGGCAGAGACCCCGUGAGGAGCCUCGCUGCAGCAUUCUGCACCCUCUGGAGUUUCUGGGUCAGCUUCAAGGGCAGCCCCGCGUAGAGUGAAUUAGAGUAGUCAAGCCUGGAGAUGACCGUCACAUGGAUCACUGUGGCCAGGUCGGGACGGGAAAGGUAAGGGACCAACUGCUUGAUGCGGCGAAGGUGGAAAAAUGUCGCCUUGGCUGUUGCUGUAACUUGCGCCUCCAUGGAAAGGGAGGCGUCAAGGAUUACACCCAAACUCUUAACGGAAGGCAAUGGCACUAAUUGGGCCCCCGCAACAGAAGGGAGUUGGUCUCUCAUCCCCAUGCUAUCCCGACCCAGCCAUAGGACCUCUGUCUUCGAAGGAUUUAGUUUCAAUCGGCUCCCAUGAAACCAUCCAGCCACAGCUUCCAAGGUCAGUGUGUUCGGGGCCGAGUCGGUGUGGCCAUCCAUCAGCAGAUAGAACUGAGUGUCAUCAGCAUAUUGGUGACAGCCCAGCCCAAAGCUCCGGAUAAUCUGGGCAAGGGGACGCAUAAAUAUGUUAAAAAGCACCGGGGAGAGAAUUGCGCCCUGCGGCACUCCACACACCAAGGGAUGGCGCGACGACAUUUCCCUCCCUAGUGCCACCCUCUGUCCCCGACCAGAGAUAAAAGAGCAUAGCCAGUUACGGGCUAUGCCCUGUAUCCCCACGCCUGCGAGGCGGUGGUCCAGAAGAUCAUGAUCGACCAUGUCAAAGGCUGCUGACAAAUCUAAAAGGAUCAGCAGUCCUGACCCGCCUCGAUCCAGUUGUCUACGGAGAUCAUCUGUUAGGGCAACCAGAGCCGUCUCGGUCCCAAAACCAGGACGGAAACCGGACUGAAAUGGAUCUAAGGCUGGGUCACUUUAAGAUGCGUGUUAGACAGUUAGAUGAUCUGCAUCCCAUCUUCCAGGCAAGGUACUGCCCAGAAGCCACCAGUUGACUCGCCACAAUUUUAAAGGAGGUGAAAUCAGUGAAUUAACAAAUGCAGUUGCUACUUUGUCCCAAGUGUGCAGAUUAGUGUUUAUCUACAGAAAUCUGGUCUCUGAAAUUUAGUAAAAAGAACUAGCCUUGUGGGUUGUGCAUGGGUGGACAUUUUCCUGUAUGAAUUGAAAUGUUAGAGGUACUUUCAGUGACAUAAACUCAUGUAUUUCUUAUAACAGCACAGUUAAUACUAAAUGUUCUUCACUGGAUGGCUUCAACAUAAAUUCUGAGCAUAACGGUGUGGCAGACUGGAGAAGAAAAGGCUGUGCUGUUCAGCAGCAUCCAGAGCAUUGCACAUUACUUGAUCAGGUAUUUAUUUGAUGUUUCUUAAAAGCACAUAUUUCUUAAGUGGCAGCAGAACCCCAUUGAAUUCACAUGUUUUAUUUUUAAUGAAACCUCUCUGGAGUGACAGUUAGUACUGGUGAUGAAUUACACCACUUUUCACAAACCUCUUACUCCCCAUAGGCUGAGUGGCAGGUGCCAGCAGUAGCAUUUCAAAGGGAUGGAAAGAGUAGAGCAGUGGGCAGGGUGGGGCAAGCUACAGAGAGCAGAAACAUGACCCAGAGGCUUUUGCAUAAUUUGCAAGGUUCAUGGAAGGGAACGUGCCAGUUCAUAAAUACCAUGUGUGCAUUUAAAAAAAAAAACAACUUAGGUAAUGCUCUUCCUCAUCUGAAUGUGGGUGAAAAGCAAAAAGAGCUGAAACCACUAUCUAUAGUCUUCUGCUUUUGAAUUGAAUUGUGCCACUCCCUGGGUCACUUUAAGAUGAGUGUUAGACAGUUAGAUGAUCUGCAUCCCAUCUUCCAGGCAAGGUACUGCCCAGAAGCCACCAGUUGACUCGCCACAAUUUUAAGCAGUGAAAGCCUUGUAUGUCAUUCCCAUUUCUAAGCAAUGGAAAUGCUGCAUGUUUAAGCUUCGAUAGGACUUUCAAAGAGGAAAUCAUACGCAAAUAUUUAUUUGACUCAGUUAAGACAGAGAGGUUCCUUGAGUGUGCUGGAACACCAGCAGAGCAUAAGCAUAGAAAAUUGUGAGAACUUGUACAUCUCAUUCCAAAUGAUGAGCUGUUACGUGGGAGGAAAAUAACUUUGUGUCAACAUUGUUCCUUUGGUCUAAGUGCAGUUGUAGCAUUUGUCGGUCUCUGAAGUGGGAGGCUUUUGAUCUGCUAUUUCGUUCUCCAGUAUACAGGGGAGAAGAGGAUUUUGCCUGUAAUGAGCAAGAAGAAAGGAAAGCUUCAACCGGAAAAGUAAGUACUACACAUUAAAAAGAAACAGAAUAUUGCUUAUGCAUUUAUCAAAAUAUAGCCAUUAAGUAUAGCAUUCAAAUUUAUUGGCUUCUGUUAGAGGAAAGCUGAUCUUUUUCAGAAUUUGCUAUGAGUUUUUUUGUUGUUGUUUACUAUGAGUGGUAAACAGAGUACAAACCAUGGCUUCCGCUUGCAGGUUUGUUGGGAGAGAAACAGAUCACGAUCACUGGUGUUCACACACAUUUAGCCAAGUUUAUGGUGUGUUUCUUCCAACUCCAGGCAAGGUAGAAUAAAUUAGCAGCAAUUGAGCAGCAUGCAAUAGCACGAUGCUCAUUCACAGUACGUCAUUGAUUGUUUCUUAGGUCACAUCCACACCAUAUAUUUAAAGCACAUUUAUACCACUUCAACAGUCAUGGUUUACCCCAAAGAAUCCUGGGGAUUGUAAUACACCCCUCUCAACUGCUUCUCGCUUCUUCAACAAACUGCAGUGCCUAAGGUUCUUUGUGUAUGGUGUGUAUGUGACCUUACGGUGGCUUAUCAUGAUAUGCACACAAGGUCUUUCAUGCAGAUGUUGACUUACUAUCUAAUAGCCUAAUCAGAGAUUUGCCUAGACAUACAAAAUACAAUUUGUUAAUAUAAUGCAAUGUAUUAACAUAUAUUAAUAUAUGCAUGUGUACCAGUAACUACGGUCAUGUUAAACCAAAAGUUUAAAAACUUUUGAGUUUUGUAUAGCGCAAUCCAUAUCCUUGAAUAAUUUUGAAGUUGAAUUGAAAAUACUAACCUCGAGGUCCUAUGAGAGACUUUAUGACCACUUAUUUUGAAAAAUGAACUAUGUUUGUAUUCUCACACAGAGAUAAAAUAAAGAGAACUGACACCAGGUUUACCAUCAGAACUAGCUGUAUGAGAGUCGCCGAUGCUCACCUCCACCCAGGAACAGUAAAAGGUAGGAAAUGUGAUUGGAGACUUUUCAAGUUCAUUGGAGGAGCUUCUCUGUCAGCUAUGGGCAGGGCCAGGGACAAAAGCUGGUGGAGCAGUGGAUGUGGCUCUUACCUUUGUACAGUAGUCUACAUUCCAGAGGUUUCUAUACACGCAUAUCUCUCGAGCCAGGAAAUCAAGCAACAGCAUCACAGUAAAGGAGUACACUCGGAAGAGUGCAUAGCAUGGACAUUGAGGGUUGUGACCUGGGAGAGGAGAGUCUCAAGUGCUAGACACAGGCCUUGAGGAUCAUGAUUUGCUACUGGGCCUGAGGCUCCCCACUCAAGUCUUAAAUUGUUUGAUUUAUACAUUAAUCCAUUUAUGCAUACUGCAUACGGAUGAUUGUAUGGCAAGAUGAGCUGAUAGGGCAGGAAAAUAUUAAGAUUCUCUUAAAAUUGCCAGAAGUCUUCUUCAUGGUCUUUCCCAUUGUUAGUUCUGUGUAUGGAUACUGCACUUACACAGAGUCAAUUCUGGAAUCAUUCUAGAACUUUAACUAGGCUUGUGCCCCACUACUUGAGAGAACAUCUUAUACUGUCUGUGGAACUUGAAGGGUAAAAUGAGUCCUCCCAUUUCUCUGAUCACUGUGAAUGCUCUUUUCGACUGUUCUUCACUUUUAUUAAAUUAGAGAAGCUUUUUCCCUUUAUUCUAGCUAAGAGAUAGAACUCAUUUUUCUUUCAAUCUGUGGUUUAAUCUAGUUGUCCCGCGUGUCUAUGGCACAAUUGGGAGUGUGGUGUUCAAAAGGUGCUGUGGCUAUCAAGGUGUUAGUAGAGAGUACCCAUUCUGGAUGGGAACCACCAGUGCUUUGGUUUGUGUCAGUGAAUGGCAUGUGGUAGGCUGUUCCCUAUGCUAACAGAUAAAAAUGAUCCUGACAUGGUCACUCUUCCACUUUAGAUACUGCCGUGGGGAAAUGGCUGCAAGUACUGUAAAGGAACUGUGUUUCAUCUCUCCCCCAUCCCCAACUCGAGUCACCUGACUCCAAGGUGAUACUUGAAUACAUGGCACCUGUGUAAGGUCUAGAUGAAGAUCUGAAAUGGCAAACUGCUUCUUUUGAUCCUCUUAAUAAGAGUCCCAAAAGCAGGCAUCCCCAAACCCGGCCCUCCAGAUGUUUUGAGACUACAACUCCCAUCAUCCCUAGCUAACAGGACCAAUGGUCAGGGAUGAUGGGAAUUGUCCCAAAACAUCUGGCAGGCUGAGUUUGGGGGUGCCUGCCCAAAAGGAUAAUGUGGCCAUGUCAAGUUACUGCAUUGAUCCUCCUCUACCAGCUUUCUCUUCUUCCAAUCUAAUUGAGUAGAUUCACUGACAAGACUUGGUUCCUAGUCUGUAGUCUUAGUGUCCUCCGAGCAGAAAUUGAUUUCUGCCCCAGUAAUUGUUUCAUCAAAGCCCAGCCUUCCAGAACUGAUCCUUGAUAAAAUCUGCUGCAUCUCCUUAGAACACACACUCCUGGAUGCAGUGUUGGAUCAGAUGUUCAGGUCAUGCAGUCCUCCUUGUGCAUAGUGUUUCUUUUUAGACAGAUGUUCUUGAAGAUUGCCUUCACUUUUGUAUUUUGUCCUACCAUUGAGACCAUAAAUCCCAAGAGCACAGAAAAAACUGAAAUCACACUUGCUUGAGAAGCCAACCAUCUUACUUUCCCACAUAUAAAACUGUUGAUGCUUCAAAACCCUAAAUGGUAGCCAUAUAUUGGUACCAUAGUGCGAUCUACAACUGGAACCAGUACUUAUGCAUGCUGCUUCCAACUCUGCGCUGAGAAUUAAAUAUUUGGUACCACAAGCCUUUCUAAUGUGGAGCCAGCAUACUCUGUGAGAUUCACUUGUUACAAGCAUGCACUUGUUACAAUUAACCAUUUCCUUCCUUUCCCACUUAACUCACUAAGAAAUAUCUGUAGCAGAGGAGCUAUGGAAUAUUCUUUUUAAUUUUUCCAAAACUAAGAGUAUGGAUCUAGUUUGAAUGUUCAUUAAUGAUUUGGGGUCUCGAUACCCCUUUUCUUCUCAAGUGACUAGAUAGGUAUGGGGAAAGCACUUCUAUGUUUUCUCUUUAUUGAGUAUCUACAUGAAAUUAUUGAUCUUACUGAUAUUCAGAAAUCUGAAAUUCUGCUGAGCCAGUUGGAACAGUUGCCUCUGUGGCAUCCUGGAGCAAAAGGAGGAUCAGUCUUGAUAUGCACUCAGAAAACAAGCAAUAAAACUCCACUUAGAAUCAUAGAAUCAUAGAGUUGGAAGAGACCACAAGGGCCAUCGAGUCCAACCCCCUGCCAAGCAGGAAACACCAUCAGAGCACUCCUGACAUGUGGUUGUCAAGCCUCUGCUUAAAGACCUCCAAAGAAGGAGACUCCACCACACUCCUUGGCAGCAAAUUCCACUGUCGAACAGCUCUUACUGUCAGGAAGUUCUUCCUAAUGUUUAGGUGGAAUCUUCUUUCUUGUAGUUUGGAUACUUGAUACAGCAGUUCCAUCAUCUUCCUCUCUGAUUCUGUUCAGUGGAAUAGGUUCAGCCAUAGUGACCACUUCCUUGGUCCCAACAUCUCCAGAUUUUCAGUGACAACAUUCUUACCAUAUUUGGCACUAAUUCAUUCUUCUCCAAUGCCAAAACCUCUGGAUGGAGCAGGGCACGUAUUUUUUUCCUAGUGACAAUUUUAUAUCUGCUAGUCUGCCCAGUAAACUCUGCAUCCUCUGUAUCUGUACGCAAUCUGACUUAGCCCUUGCCUUUCAAAAAAGAUCUCCAACUUAAAUUUGUCGCAGGUUUUGAUUGGUUAACUUUUCUGUUUGCAGGAAAGUCUUGCAUAUCUGUGAAUCACUCUGGUCUUCCCCCCUUUGUAAGAGUCAUAGUUCUGGAAGGAUAUCUGUUUUAUUUGUUACGUCACUCUUAAGAUGUCUGUGAUUCCAACCAACCUCCAAUUCUCUUGAUGGCUAGCUACCAAGUAAUAGAUUCUGCCUAGACUUGGGCAUUAUAGUAUCUGGAGAAUGGCUAUAGUGUGUGUGUGUGUGUGUGUGUGUGUGUGUGUGUGUGUUGGAUAGAAAUACCUCUUUAAUGCCGCUGCAUACUUGCAAAAGCUGAUGUAGCAUUUGACAGAGCAUGUUUUUCAUAGCCUGUUUUUGGACCUAAAGCCACCUGCAUCCUCUUACAGGGGUCAGCAAGCCAGUUGUGUUCUUCAGGUUGCCAUAGGUACAGCUUAAGACACAUGCAUAUGAUAAGGUCCUCUAAAGAGGAGGAAACGUAAGUGUUAGCAACCUGGCCUAAAGUUGUAGAAUAUUCCCAGAGUUGGCCCUGCAUUGGUGCAGAACCCUGCUUGGAACUGCCCAGAUAAUUACUAAAACAAUGGCAAUCCCAUGUAUAGAUAGGACAGGAUGUAUCGUGGGAAUGCUCAGGAUUAUUAUUAUUAUUAUUAUUUAUUUUGCAAAGUUGAAUUGGUCAUGUAUUUCUUCCAAAAUUACAUGAGCUAGAAUUCAAAUAAUUGAACACCAGCCCUCUGUUGCUUACUUUUGAAUCAGAGGACUUUGAGCAGCACUCUUACAUGGUGGGAAGAUUAACUGUUCAAAUAGAGGAAGUAAAAAGCUCCCACUGUUCAUGCCCAUGGCCAUUGUGUCUAAAGUAGCUCUUUGAAAUUCAGCCAUAGAUUCUGGUAUAUCAUGGCAGUGGCAUUGUGCGGUUGUGUAAAGGUUCUUGUCUUUUACUAUUGGAUAACAAACAAAAGAUCCUUACUAUGGACUUGACUUCAGGGAGCUAUUGACUAGGUAGCAGGUGAACGUUGCAGAAAAUGGCAAGUUAAUAUGCAUAUUAAUUAACUGACCAUGUCUAGUGGUAACCUUUGCUGAAAUGAAAUCUCUUCUAGAUUCAAAUUUAGACAUUACAAUGGGACAUGACACAUGUGGAGAAACCUCUUCAGAGAGUUACAGUUCUCCUUCUAGUCCACGGCAUGAUGGAAGGGAAAGCUUUGAAAGUGAAGACGAAAAAGACAGAGGUUGUAUAUCUGUACUUUUAAAAUAAUAAGAGUAUAUAUAUAAUUCCUUUAGUGUGCUUCUCCUUUCAUUUGGAUUGGUGUGCCUAGGUCAAGGACACCAGAAAUAGCCUUAUCAGCUCCACUGAUAACUAGGUAUUACCGUAUUUUUCGUUCUAUAACACGCACCUGACCAUAACACGCACAUCGUUUUUAGAGGAGGAAAACAAGGGGGGGGAAUUCUGAAUGAAACAGUGGAUGUAUCAUUUUUGUGCUUCAUGCUGUGGCCACAGACAUGUGAUCUGAUGGUGAAUUUGGGGUGACCCAAUGCAAAGAUCCUGAGGAUCCAUGUGGAUCCAUGCUUUGUAACCACGUUUUUGCACCAUUGCAGCCCCAGGCAAACAGUGGGUGUGUGAUUUUUUGGGGGUAGGCUGUAGCCAUGGACAUGCUAUGUGAUCUGAUGGUGAAUUUGGGGUGACGCAAUGCAAAGAUCCUGAGGAUCCAUGUGGAUCCAUGCUUUUUAACCACGUUUUUGCACCAUUGCAGCCCCAGGCAACAGUGGGUGCAUGAUUUUUGGGGGGCAGGCUGUAGCCAUGGACAUGCUAUGUGAUCUGAUGGUGAAUUUGGGGUGACCCAAUGCAAAGAUCCUGAGGAUCCAUGUGGAUCCAUGCUUUGUAACCACAUUUUAAGUGGGGAGGGAAGGAAAAACACAGAAGGGACAAGGAGCACGAGAGGGGUGUGCAGAGAAGCAGCUGGCUAAGAAUGCAGGAGAGGGGUUUAACGGGUUAGGAAGGAAAGGAAGGCAAAAGUUUCCCCCCACCCACCCAAGCCAGCCAGCUCUCUCUCUCCCACUCUCCCACCUGCAUGUUUUCCGGCUGCCUGGAGUACGGAGAGGAAUUAGAAGGAAGGACGCUCUGCUUUCCCCUCUGCUUGCCUGGAGGGGAGAGGCUUUCCCUGUUCUUUGUUCCGUUUGAGCAAACACAGCAACGAAACAGAGGAGGGUGGGCAGUAAGACCCUGAGGCAGAAUACAGGAAAGCAGCAGCUUCCUUUUUUCAGGUUUCCCUUCUCCGAGACGCGCGAUUUGAUUUUUGCCUGGUUUUUGCCUCCACUCGUGCCAGUUGGCUCCAGGGACCACACAUUCGCUCAAUAACACGCACAGACAUUUCCCCUUCCUUUUUAGGAGAAAAAAUCUGCGUGUUAUAGAGAGAAAAAUACGGUAUAUUCUACAUUCUAACUGAAGUUUUAAAAUCUGGAUUCCUCUGCACAGAGGGGGACAGCCUUCCUCUUAGAUUUUUUCUCCCUCCCUGUUUGGGAGCACUUGUCUAACUAAACCAUAAAUGUAUUUGUGAAAACUGCAGGACAUCUUUGCAAAGGUUCAGAACAUCAUACCACAAUGUAACCUGCACCUAAUCUUGUGAAAUAACUUCUUUUUCAUACCUCUGUGACUAUGUUCAGAUUGGCUUUAAAUGCCUCUUCUGAACCCAUGGAUGAAGAGGUGACUAUUCUGCACAUCCAUUCUAUCUGCCUCAUAUACUAACAAAUCUCUACUCUCUAUUAGUGUCAUCGACAACUCUUGCUUUAUAUUGGUCAUUAAAAAUAGACUUAAUUUAAGCAGAAUCGUAGAGUUGGAAGUGGCCCCAAGGGCCAUCUAGUCCAACCCCCUGCAAUGCAGUAAUCUUUGCCUGUAUGUAUUGUGGGUUCCUGAGAGAAAAGGCUUGAAAAGAAAUAUAGGCUUAGUCAGAGCUGGGCUUCAAGCUUUACUCAAGCCCCACAAAAUCUGAAUUGCCUUAUCUGUUCUUGAAUUGAUGUAAUUUUCCAAACUUGCACAUUAUGUAUUACAACCUUAAAUAUAUAAUUUGCUUUUCAAAAUCACUUAAACUCACUGACUUUAUUUUCAGUCAUUUAAAAUGUUUUUACAUAACUACUUUCCCACUUUAGUAAUGUAACUGAGAAAAUAAUGUAUUUAAUAGAAUUGUAGAAUUGGAAUGGAGCCUGCAGAUCAUUUAGUCCAAUACCCUGCUAUUCAGGAAUACAUAGCUGUCCCAUAUAGGGAUCAAACCUGCAACCUUGGCAUUAUCAGCACCAUGCUCUAACCAACAUGUAUUUCUUGGGUUGUAUUCAGUAUAGUGCUAAGUACCUCAUUGUGUGAGCGGAACAACUUCCCUUGUACAACAGGACUUCUCCCUCCUCCAUGUGCCCCCUAAAUCUGUUCUGGACAGAUUUUGGAGUGGUGUGAUGGAGGAUAGGAAUAAACCAGUAAACAAGAGGAAGUCAUUCUGCUCAUACAGUUAUUUAGCUUAAUACCACUUGAUGUGUCUAUUCAAGAUACUCAAAUUUUAUUAACAAAUGCCAUGACUGUUUCACAGAUAAAAGGACUACCCACUUCUCAUUAACAUAAACUAAAUAAGAGAUACUGCUUUCACAGUGCAGUUGAAUAAUUGUGAGCAUAAGUGCCUUUCCAGGGCAAGCGUAUUUUUAAAGGUGCUCAAAUGAUGACAUAAUAUGCCAUACGGUGAUUUUUGUAGCUUUCAAUUGUGGUACAAAGUUGGAUGCUUCCUGUGAGCAAGAAAUGGGAAACUGAAAAAUGGCAAGGUGCAAUCAUCACUAUAAAUGGCAACUUUAAUCUACCUGUCUGUCUCUCCCCCCCCCCCAAAAAAAUAUUGUAUUAUUAGUCCUUUUAAAGCUAUUUGAAGUGACUAGGUCUGGAAAAUAUUUCUUAUAGAACCCUUAAUGUUUAAGUGCUUAAUUAUACCCUGUUUCCCCGCAGACACAGAUAGCAAUUCUGAAGAUUCUGGGAACCAAAAUGUGAUGAGAUUUGCUGGUUAUGGUGCUACGGACCUCAAUAAGUCACCUGCACAGAUUUCGGUGAGAUCAGACAAUGGAAAUAUCGUAGAGGAUCCUUUGAAUCCACAGUUUCAGCACAUUUCCUUUAUACCUGCCCUGCACUACGUGGUGCACAAUGGUGCACAGAAGCCUGAGACUGUAGUCCCACCACCCAUAUCUGCUGAUGGGAAAACUUUGGGAAUGGUGGUCACAAAUGCAGCUCCUGUUGGAAUGGGCUCCGCUGGUGAAUCUGAGAAACAUGUUGAACUUCUGUCUUCGCCUUUGUCUACCACUUUCCUCCCGCCCGCAGUCCAGUCUGGUAGCCCUGCAUUGCAUCUAGCAAUACACAGAAUGAAGAUACCUUCGCCGCAGGCGCCGUCUGAAAAUUGUGCAGUUAGUGGACCACAGCAACAAACUGGAAACUUAAGUAUUGGAUCACCAAACACUGCCUUUAUCCCAGUCCACAACCCAGGUAACUUCCACGGACCCACAGUUCCUACUACAGACCCAAUCUCAAAACCUUCACCCCAUGUGAUGGGCUUAAAUCAAAUGGUGCCUCACGUUGAGGGGAACGCAGGAGUGAUCCCUCAACCUCCCAGUCUAAAAGUAGUUGUUCCUGCAGCUGGCCUCUCCACAGCACUUCCACCAGCUCCGUUUCCUGUUCCAGUGACUCUUCAUGCUACCAGUGUGUUGCCCAAUCAGAGUACGACUGUGCUGAACACUGUGGCAUCAACACCACCACCACCUCCCUCAUCUGGUCUGUGCGCUAGUCAGGUCCAGCCUACUGUUCCUCCUGCAAUUCCUACCCACACGCCAGGUCCUGCACCCAGUCCGAGCCCUGCUUUAACCCACAGCACCGCCCAGAGUGACAGCACAUCCUACAUUAGCGCUGUUGGAAACACUAACGCCAGUGGGACUCUCUUGUCUCCACCGCAGUUGGGGUCUGGGCCUUGCGGGCCGUGUGGGUCUUGUGGUCGCAGAUGCAGCUGUGGGACCAACGGAAGUCUUCAGAUUAACAGUUACAUUUAUACCAAUCCUCUUCACGGACAGUUCUACCGAGUUCCAUCUUUCAUCCCUCUGCCAUCACUUUGCAGUGGUAGCUACCUCAACCAACCGCAUCAAACCAAUGGAGCACAGAUUCCUUUUUUCGUGCCUCGGGCCUCAUAUGCAAACGGGCAUCUGAUGCAUGACCCCGUAAUGGGGAGCCAAACCAACUACAGUAUGCAGCAAAUGGCAGGCUAUGGGAGGUUGUUCCCUGUGUACCAAGCUUCAAAUGUAGUUGCCAAUACUAAUGGAUCAGGGCCCAAGAAGAAUGGGAAUGUGUCCUGUUAUAAUUGUGGUGUUAGUGGGCACUAUGCACAGGACUGUAAGCAGUCAUCUUUGGAGGCCAGUCAACAAGGUAAUCCUAACUCCCAACACGGUUGCUUCUGAAUUCACUUAGCUUCUAUUCUUGACCCUGCUGCUCCCAUCCUGCUAUCUGUGGGUUGUAUGACACUUUGUGUGCGUGUGUGUGCGUGUGCAUGCAUGAUUGUCAGUAAUGUCAUCUAAGAGCUUGUAAUUGGGCCCAAAUAAGUUACUUCGUCAUAAUGGCAUUCACAGAUAACCAAGCAAAAAAAUGGGUCACACGGCACCAGUAAGGGAAUAGCAAAUGAAACUCGCAGUGCACUUCCCUGGUUUAUUAGAUUUUUGCACUGCUAAAAUGUGACUCUGUAUCUCUUUAGUAGCACGUCCCAAAGCAGUUACAAAACAAAACAUGGUUUUGGUAAUUUACACAUGCUUUACAUGUUAUGAACUUAAAACCAACCACUCACUUACCCCUAUGCAUAACUAAAAAAAACAAAUCUCCCUCUCCCUGUUAAUGUGACUGAUUAGACAUUUCAAAAUGUGUGGAUAAACCAUUAAAAUGUAGGGUGCCAUCUGUUUUAUAGCAGUAUUCUUUUUAAUAUUUGUAACUGUAAUUUAUCCAUUUCCACCCCUUGGGGUUUUUUGUGUUGUUGUUUUUUUUGUGUGUGUGUGUUUAUAUCUGGUAAAACUUGAACAGAGAAGAUCAGUUUGGUAGGCUGAAGCUAUGUGUUCUAGAGUAGUCCCAUUGAAAUAGGUGGAAUUGCUCUACAGUUGUUAAGUCCAGUAUACUGUAUGCUUGCUUGUUUGUUUGGAAGAAACUGUCUUAAGACUUUCCUUUUAUCUAAAAUCUGUCUUCUAGGCAGGUUAUAUAGAUGUAGCUUCCAUUUGGAUGGAAGAAUAGGAUUUGAGGAAGGGUAUGUUCAUUUGGGGGUUUUGUAGGUUUUCUUAUAACUUUAUUAUUAAGUGUAAGCAGUGACUUAGUAAGUUCUUUUUCCUGUUCUAGGCACUUACAGAUUGAGAUAUGCACCUCCCCCACCCCCUUCUAAUGAUACGUUGGAUUCUGCUGACUGAAACCAAGUAAACAUUGCCUACAUACCAAAAUGAAGGUUGGGAAGUCUGGGGAGUUCUUUGGAUUUGAGAGAUUCCUUGUGUGUGUUUAUCUUUUUCUUUUCCUUUUGCAUUUUUUCAUUGCUCGUGAAUGUCUGUUGUAAUACAAAGGAAGAAAGCGGUUUUGCUCCUGGUCCGACUUGCAUAAAGCAUGUUGCUAUCUCGGCCAAUCAAUCAAAAGAGUAUUUGAAUGAAUAGACUUUUGCACUGAAGAUAUGCAAUGUUUACUGCAUUUUUUUUUUUAAAGAAAAGGUCAUUUAACCUCUGACUACACUGGUUGAACAGCCAUAAGGUUGAAAGGGGUAAUUGGCGCAUGCUCUCACAAGCCACCUUCCCCUUGCCCUCAUUUUCUUGUGCUGCUAUUGUUCUAUCCCACCUUUUGCUGGGUCAUUAUCUCUCCAUGGGACUGGAUUGAUGUUCAGCCGUUUAUUUCUGGCCCGUAACACUAGUAAAUUCCUAUUCUUUUGAUCUGAUGGGGGCAUUGCUUGCUUUUUUUGAGAGCUUGGAAAUUCACAAUAGUACAUGUGCAAAAACGGACAAAAAUAAAGAGCUUAUAUGUGCCUAAAAGACACAAAUAAAACAUAGGAUGGGGAAGGCUUAAAGCUGUGUGUGGACCUUUAACUGAUUUCUGAAAUAGAAAUACAUUGAACAAUUUUACUUCUGUUGUAGUAUUUUUUUUUUAAGCCUGUUGGUUCAAAUUGUGUAACUGGUAUGAAUGCCUUAGUUUGUGUGUCUGCAUUUGUAAUGACAGUUGGCAGCAAAUACCUUUAUUAAACAUAUACACUACAUUGUUGAUACAAAAAUGACUUGAUUUUUAACAUCUUCCCCUUUAGACUGUUACAGUGUUGUGUUAGAAUGUAACUGGUUUAUUUCAAUCUGGUCAAAAAUCUAUGUAUUCUACAGAACCGUCGGGUAUUUGUAUACUAGAACCAGUCUACCAAAUAGCAAUGUCACUUUCUUAUGACAAUUUUACCACUGUGUGAUCACGAUAUAAUGUGAAAGGCUCUGAUGAGUAUAAAGAUUGAUCAUGUUAUAUCACAAAGUUUAACACUGCUGUAUUUUAUUUCUAAAAGCCAAGAUGUACUAAAUUGCUUCCAGAUAAUAUUUGAUUUCUUAAGUGCACUGAGUUUUAUCUGGAAGAAAGCUUUUGACUGUUGAAAUCAACACUGAACUACCAUCCUUUGUGUACCCAUAGGUAUCACAAUUCAUAGAAGAAAUGUAGAUUUUGCUUUAAAAAAAGAAGAUUAUAUGCAGCAGGUGGGAAGCAGUCAAAACAGUUUUCAUUUCAUUUCUAAUUGCUAAACAAGAAACUUGAAGAAGCUUGAUUUACUACAUUUCUUCAUAGAUAGCAUUUAUAUUUAUAGCACCAAUAUAUUUUGAAAGUGAGGGAGUAAAGGGGUAGAUGAGAGCUUUAAUUUAAAAAAGAAAAUUAGCAUAGGAAAUUAUCUCCGUUAUAAAAAGUACUUUUAUUUGCUCUGGGUAUGUUGGACCAUAUUAAAAUGAAAUAAUUGCUUUCGAGUUUAGUGAGGGUGUUGAAAGCACCAGUGGACUUCAUUCUCAAUUAUCUGCCAGUUUACUUUAUGGAACUUUAUGAUUUCAGAUACUGUACUGUAAAUGGGAGGUAUGUUGCCUUCUCUUUAUUUGUAUGUUUACCAUAUACUUUGAUAUUUGAAAUGUUAUGUAUGGGAAAGCUCACUUAUAUUUCUAGAACAAAUUGGAUUUUAUGCAGCAUCUUUCCUUGAAUUAACAGCAAUAAAAAGAGAAAAAAAUCAUGUUUGA
Podarcis lilfordi (Lilford's wall lizard) is the source of this 28245-nucleotide messenger RNA. The record is from the annotation of a GenBank genome assembly. Lineage: Eukaryota; Metazoa; Chordata; Lepidosauria; Squamata; Lacertidae.